UCUCCCUCACCAGCACACCAGCAGGGCCAAGACACUCUUCAACCGCUCCCAAAACAUCUCCGGCGAUCACCCACUCCACCUCUCGAUACCCGAGAUGGCUCGAAGGGUGAUGGAGAUUGGCCUGGCACUGGCGCUGGUGUCGAUGCUCUUGGCCCAUGCCUCAGCUCAAUCAGGCUGCACCACGGUGAUCCUGAGCCUUGCACCUUGCCUGAACUACAUCACUGGCAACUCUUCGACCCCAUCCUCCUCAUGCUGCUCUCAGCUAGCCAGCGUCGUGCAGUCUCAGCCUCGGUGCCUCUGCACACUGCUUAAUGGUGGUGCAUCGUCGCUGGGCAUCACCAUCAAUCAGACCCGGGCCCUGGCCCUCCCUGGGGCCUGCAAGGUCAAAACACCACCUGUUAGCCAAUGCAACGCUGUGGCCGGUGGACCGGCAGCUUCACCAGCGGAAUCUCCUGAAGCACCAAGCACUCCGGCAACUCCAACCACCCCAUCAACCCCGGCGCCAAAGCCUUCUCCAAAGACCCCAUCGGUUCCAAGCAGCACUCCUGCAACUCCAACCACCCCGGCAAACCCUUCUCCAGAGACCCCAUCGGUUCCAAGCGGCACUCCUGCAGCUCCAACCAGCCCAUCAACCCCGGCAAACCCUUCUCCAGAGACCCCAUCGGUUCCGAGCGGCACUCCUGCAGCUCCAACCACCCCAUCAACCCCGGCAAACCCUUCUCCAGAGACCCCAUCGUUUCCAAGCAGCACUCCUGCCACCACAUCGACACCAUCAGUUCCAAGUGGUCCUUCAGAAAGUGGAUCGAAGACUGUCCCCUCGACUACUGGUGAAUCCUCACAUGGAAGUUCCAACAAAUCAAGCCGCUCUCUAGUGAUCUCCAUCCUCUUCCUUGCUGCGGGUGUCUCACUCUUUAGCCUCUAAGUCCACUUGGUAGUCUGGAUUGUCUGUGAUCCUGUAUUUAAGUUUGUCAUACUGUGUACCAGCUUCUUGGAUGAUGCGAAUGAAUUCUUAUUGGUUUUGAGCGUAAA
Messenger RNA from Phoenix dactylifera (date palm), 1029 nucleotides. RefSeq lists its product as uncharacterized. Gene Ontology annotation, biological process: lipid transport. The record is from RefSeq and is a predicted model, not a curated record. Gene Ontology annotation, molecular function: lipid binding. NCBI's taxonomy places the organism in Eukaryota, Viridiplantae, Streptophyta, Magnoliopsida, Arecales, Arecaceae.